AUGAGUUUCUUAUGGGACAGUAGCAGUAGCCAUAAUAAUGAUAAUGGGCCAUCUGCUACAAAUAACAAUCACAACGGUAAUACCUUUUCGAGUGCCUUUGGUUCAACUCAAAAGUUAUUUACUGACACUUUGAUCGAAAAAAUGAUUUACAUGGCAUUGCCAUCGGCUUCAUCUUCCACAUUAUUAUCAUCAUUCCCCACUUCCAAAGAAAACUCUUAUUUGUGCGAUUUAACUUCCUUUGACUAUAGAAUUAAUGAGGCCAAAAAUCGACCGGGACUAAGCGUUCAAAUCAUGAGUAAAAAUUUUAUAAAUUUAAAUUCUAGGCUAAGUGUCCCCUUUAUGUUACUCGAUGAAAUCAUAAAGAUUUUCAAAUGGUCAAAUCCAUGUUACACCUUAACCAUAUUAUUCAUUAUAACAUUUAUAAUAUUAAAACCUAUUCCCGCCCUAACAAGUCUCCCCAUUUUUUAUAUACUAUUUGGAAUAAUGGUUCCUGCAUACUUAAAAAUCCACAAACCAACUGCAAUUGACCCACCUUUUAUUAUAAACAACCCAGAACCAACCAUAAGAGGCCCAAAUAUUAUCGAACCUACAAUUGUUAAACCAGUACCCGAACUAAGCAAGGAAUUUUUAUUAAAUUUGACAGAUCUACAAAAUGAUAUGGCUUUAGAUGACUUUUUAAACCAAUUGAGCAGUGAAGAAACUAGGUUAAGAUGGGUAACUUUAAGUAAUCAAUUUGAAAAUAGAAUAUUACAAGAAUACGACUUAUAUCUUAAUGCAAAUAGAGAAUUGAAAUUGGCGGGUAUUUUUGAGAUACAGAAAUUUAACAAAUCCUUGAAAAUUUGGCAAGUUGUAGGCUUUUGUAGUGAUGACUAUUCUCCGCUUUCAGAUUUGAGAAUAAAUGAGAUAAAUCUUAUUAAAUUUCUAAGGGUUUCGAAGGAUUACUAUUACACUACUUCAAAUAGUGGUUCUAGAAGGGUUUCCUUAAAUAAUACUAGUCCCAGUGCCGCAACAGCAACACAAAAAGCUGGUGGGGUUCUGCCUGCUGACACUAAUUCCAAUGUAGAACAACUGCUGCUGGAACAACAACAAGACAAUGAAACUGAUUUUGAUAACGAAAAGGAAAAAGAAGAGGAGGCAGAGGCCAACGAAGCGUUGACUUUUGGCGCCACCGAAUCAUUAGAUGAUGUUAAACCACCAGAAGAUUGGCGUUGGGUAGAAGAUUCUACUUGGGCUUUAGAUUUAGAUGUAAGAAAAUGGGCUCAAGAAGAGUUAAUUUUACAAUUUAUAGAUAUAGAUGAUGAAGAAAAGUGGGUUUAUGAUUAUAUUCCAGAAUACAAUGGUAGCAAUACCGAAAAUAGCAAUUUUAAGAGGGGAAAUUAUAGAAGAAGAAGAUGGAUUCGCUUAUGUACUAGAGAAACAUUCGUAAAUACAAAAAACAACACUAACACACGCAAAAACAGUGUGUCAUCCACUACAGAUUCACAACCUUCCUCAGCGGGAGGUCCUUUGGCAAAAGAUGUAUCUGAGGGGCGAAAUUAUAAUACUACAAUUAAAGAUAAUAAAGGUUCUGUGGUUUCCUCUGUUUCUCCAGAGUAUAAAUUUGAAUCAAUAUAUGAUGAUUCUGUAGAAGGGAUUCAUGAAGAAGAACAGAAAAGAAAAAUAUUGAAAAGUACUAUAUUGCCUAAAAGAUCAUUAGCUGGCAUGGGGAAUGGACCUAGCAGUACAUCUACUGUUAAUAGUAAGAAACAUAAGGGAUUUGUUGUGAAUUCCAACACAGACAAUACACAUACUAAUGCCAAUUCAAAUGAUAGUGACAAAGAGGGUGAAAAUAAAACAUCUUCUGAUAAUUGUGAAGAUCUUUCUGAUAAAAAUAGUGAUGAUUCAAGUACCAAAAAGUUGUCACCAAGACCAUCUUCUAUGAUGAAUUUGGCUGGAUUUUCAGAUUUUUUUUAA
Molecule: messenger RNA, 1953 nt
Organism: Saccharomycodes ludwigii
Lineage: Eukaryota; Fungi; Ascomycota; Saccharomycetes; Saccharomycodales; Saccharomycodaceae
Gene: PEX29
Product: Pex29p
Exons: 2
Coding region: 1-1953 (650 amino acids)
Biological process (GO): peroxisome organization
Cellular component (GO): peroxisomal membrane
Source: RefSeq, a predicted model, not a curated record